This is a messenger RNA of Argentina anserina (silverweed cinquefoil), 1430 nucleotides long. RefSeq names its product probable pectinesterase 68. The record is from RefSeq and is a predicted model, not a curated record. NCBI's taxonomy places the organism in Eukaryota, Viridiplantae, Streptophyta, Magnoliopsida, Rosales, Rosaceae. Gene Ontology annotation, molecular function: pectinesterase activity. Gene Ontology annotation, biological process: cell wall modification; pectin catabolic process.
UGCGUACUUGGUCCAGUAGUCGAAUCUAACCUACAAGAUCGAGCACACUAAAACAUUCCUUCGAUUCUCUUUCUAUAAUCUAUCUGACCAAUCCGCUUAAUGCUAUUCUAAUUCACUUUCAUUCGAUGGCUUCUCUUCUAUCAUCUUCAUUCCUUUAUUUCCACUUCUUUUGUUUCAUACUCACUUUGCUGUUGUUUCAUGCAGAACAAGCUCAAGCUAGGAGAAGCAGUUUCGAUAUUCUCAGCUCUCCGGCGACAGGAAAUAAUAUUAGUAGCAGUUCCUCCAACCGGACCAGCAACCAGCGGAAGUGGGUCGGGCCAGUCGGCUACCGCCACAUCACCGUGGACAUAAGAGGUUCCGGCGACUUCACGUCCGUCCAGUCCGCUGUCAAUGCAGUUCCAGUCAACAAUACGGUCAAUGUCAUCAUCCACAUCAAGCCUGGAUGUUACAUAGAGAAAGUGGUGGUGCCGGCGACUAAGCCGUACAUAACGUUUAAAGGAGGUGGGAAAGAUGCGACGGUGAUCGAAUGGCACGACAGAGCCAGUGACCGUGGACCUAACGGACAGCAGCUGCGGACUUACAGAACUGCUUCUGUUACGGUGUUGGCCAACUAUUUCUCAGCCAGAAACAUCAGCUUCAAGAAUACGGCACCGGCUCCGAUGCCGGGAAUGCAAGGAUGGCAGGCGGUGGCGUUUCGUAUAUCUGGCGAUAAGGCAUACUUCUCGGGGUGUGGUUUCUAUGGUGCCCAAGACACACUCUGCGACGAUGUUGGACGCCAUUACUUCAAAGAGUGCUACAUCGAGGGUUCCAUAGAUUUCAUCUUUGGAAAUGGCCGUUCCAUGUACAAAGACUGUGAGCUGCACUCGAUAGCUUCCAAGUUCGGCUCCAUUGCUGCACAGUUCAGAAAAUCACCGGACGAUAAAUCCGGCUUCGCAUUUCUCAACUGCCGGGUAACGGGUAAGGGUCCACUCUAUGUGGGUCGGGCCAUGGGCAAGUACGCCAGAAUUGUAUACUCCUACACAUACUUCGACGACGUGGUCGCACAUGGUGCAUGGGAUGACUGGAACACAACCAGUACAAAGACUGAUUUUCUAGGAGUAUACAAGUGCUGGGGUCCCGGAGCAGAGGCCCUGCGUGGUGUAUCGUAUGCGCCGGAGCUUGAUUUCGACACGGCGCACCCAUUUUUGAGGAAGAGCUUCGUCAACGGAAGACACUGGAUAGCCCCAAAUGAUGCUUAACUUGGCUGUACAUUGUGCCAUUAGUUCUUCCAACAUCCAUUCUUUGGUUCAUUCUUAUUCUUAUUCUCCAUUCUUCAUUCUAGCAUUCUUUCAUUCAAUUCUGAACAGAUUUUACAAAGAUUUGUAUUUCCUUACUUCAAAUAAUCCUGAUGCCCCAUUUGGCUCGUCAGCUCGUGUAUUCAUUACAUGUAA